This is a messenger RNA of Ctenopharyngodon idella (grass carp), 3086 nucleotides long. Its product is annotated as putative protocadherin beta-18. NCBI's taxonomy places the organism in Eukaryota, Metazoa, Chordata, Actinopteri, Cypriniformes, Xenocyprididae. The transcript is spliced from 2 exons. Gene Ontology annotation, cellular component: plasma membrane. The record is from RefSeq and is a predicted model, not a curated record. Bases 618 to 3086 code for a protein of 822 amino acids. Gene Ontology annotation, biological process: homophilic cell-cell adhesion. Gene Ontology annotation, molecular function: calcium ion binding.
UGGCUCGAUAUUACACACUUUCUUCAUUAUUUUUUAUUAAAUCAGAGGGUUUUUUAACAAGAGGGUAGCCAAACAAGAUGGCACCUAAAAUCACGUUUGGCCACCCUCUUGUUAAACACCUGUCAUGGAAUACACAUUGGUUCAUGAUAAACUGUAAUUGCUAAAGUCUGAUCGAGCUGACUUUAUUUAAUUCUGUGUUGUAUUUUUUCCAUGACUCUGUUCCUGCACUGCGCUCAUUACAAUGAUAAAUUUGACUUUUUUAAACACCAAGUGCUCACAAUCAAGUUUCUGUCCAGUAGUGACAAUUAAUAGAACCAGAAAUGUUGCAAGAACCUCAUAUUGCACUCUCAUAAAUCAGACCAUGUUAGCUCUUUUUGCCCUGAUGCUGCUCAGUCCAGCACUGCUGUUGUGCUUCUUAUUGACUGUGAGAGGUGCUGUUGCCCAGGGAGAGGAUAGUGCUCAAAAGAGCUGCGUAAAGAAGGCAUUGCGUCAGACAGGACAGAGAAAACAGACGAAGCGCUGUUGUUUGUACGUUACGCUCGUUUUGGAACAUUCUGAACAAUACAGAGUGGAUUUCUAAAUUCUUGAAUAUUUGAAAACUGAUACAAUACAAGUGUAUGAUUGUAUUUUACUCGGAUUACUACAUUUGCAGGAUGGGGGACAACAAAAGGGUCCAUUUGCGGCGGUGUGUAAAAUGGCAAGCAGGAUUCUCCAUUUUUCUUUUAUUCGUGCUGAACUCGGCGUCCGGGCAGAUUCGUUACUCCAUUCCAGAGGAAAUGAGACCAGGAUUGUUUGUCGGAGAUGUGGCGAAGGAUCUCGGUUUGGAUGUGAAAAGGUUGGUGUCUGGUCGUGCGCGUCUCGUCAUUGAUGACAGUAGACAAUAUGUCGAACUGAACCGUAACAAAGGACAUUUGGUGGUGAAAGAGAGAAUAGACAGAGAGCAGCUCUGCGGACAAAAAUCACCGUGUAGUUUCGGUCUUGAGAUUUUGCUUGAAAAUCCUCUUGAAUUUUUCUCGAUUACAAUCGAGAUUCAGGACAUCAAUGAUCAUGCACCCGUUUUUUCUAAGAGAGAAAUCAUUUUAGAGAUUAGCGAGUCCACGCCUAUAGGCACCAUUUUCUUGUUAGACACCGCGACUGAUCCCGAUGUUGGGUUGAAUUCUCUUCAAAGCUAUAGUCUGAAACCUACUGAUAAUUUUGAUUUAAAGCAGCACAGUCGCUCAGACGGCAGCAAGUACGCAGAGAUGGUGUUGCAGUCAGUGCUAGACAGAGAGAAACAGGGCGAGCAUUCACUUAUAUUAACGGCUAUAGAUGGUGGAGACCCGCCGCGCUCUGGAACUGUUAAAAUACUCGUUACUGUCCUCGAUGCCAAUGAUAAUGUACCCGUUUUUACAGAAUCGUUGUAUAAAUCAAGUGUAGCUGAGAACGCAAUUAAAGGGACGCUGAUAACUAAAGUAAGUGCAUCUGAUGCAGAUGAAGGUUACAAUGGCAAUGUAACGUAUUCAUUUACUCAUAUCGGAGAGGACGCAGCGCACCUCUUCCAAAUCAAUGCACAUACAGGUGAAAUUAUACUAAUUGGAAAUCUAGAUUUUGAAUCAAUUCAACAUUAUGAAAUUAACCUUCAAGCUAAAGACCCAGGCGGUCUUGCGGGUACCAGUAAAUUGUUUAUAGAUGUUGUAGAUGUUAAUGACAACAGCCCAGUUAUAACCAUGACAUCUUUUUCGGGUAAAAUACAAGAGGAUUCUCCACCUGGCACCGUUGUAGCUUUGAUAAGCGUCCAAGAUGUAGACUCCGGUAAAAAUGGACAGGUCCGCUUAAGUUUGGAACAAAACUCUCCCUUUGCAAUUAAACCAUCACCGCGUAAGUACUACACUUUAGUAACCGACGCGCCACUGGACCGAGAAAAAGUUUCCAUUUUUAACCUAACGUUAGUUGCAUCAGACGAAGGCAGCCCCUCAUUAUUCAGUAAAAAAACAAUUUCACUAGAAAUUACUGAUAUCAACGACAACGCGCCAGCCUUUAGUCAGCGUGAAUAUAAAACGUAUAUAUUAGAGAAUAACUCUCCCGGCGUUUCAUUGCUUACUCUUCAAGCAACAGACCCUGACGCAGGGCAAAACGCGCGUAUCGCGUAUUAUAAUAUAGAUACCGAUGUAAAUGGUUCUCCUGUCUCAGCGUACUUCUCUGUUAACGCAGACAAUGGAAUUAUCCACGCGGUUCGGUCAUUUGAUUAUGAACAAAUGAAAGAGUUUAAAAUACACGUGAGAGCGCAGGAUGGAGGGUCUCCACCUCUCGGUUCAAAUGCUACAGUUCUCAUUAACGUUCAGGACCAGAAUGACAACGCGCCUCAGGUUCUGUAUCCGGUCCAGUCAGCCGCUUCUGUGGUGGCUGAAAUAGUGCCUCGUUCGGCAGAUGUGGGUUAUCUGGUGACUAAAGUGGUGGCUGUUGAUGUGGACUCUGGUCAGAAUGCCUGGCUCUCAUAUAAACUGCACAAAGCCACAGACAGGGCGCUGUUUGAAGUGGGCUUACAGAAUGGAGAAAUAAGAACUGUACGCCAAGUCACAGAUAAAGAUGCUGUCAAACAAAGACUCACUGUUGUAGUGGAGGACAACGGGCAGCCCUCUCGAUCAGCUACAGUCAAUGUUAACGUGGCGGUGGCGGACAGCUUUCCUGAAGUGCUCUCAGAGUUCACUGACUUUACGCACGACAAGGAAUAUAACAAUAACAUGACUUUCUAUCUGGUCCUGGCCUUGGCUGCAGUCUCAUUUCUUUUCAUAACAUGUUUAGUCGUCAUAAUAUCUGUUAAAAUCUACAGAUGGAGACAAUCUCGUUUGUAUUAUCACUCAAAUCUCCCGGUUAUUCCGUACUAUCCGCCGCGUUACGCGGACACUGUUGGCACAGGAACUCUGCAGCACGUGCAUAAUUAUGAAAUUUAUAGAACUACAGACUCCAGGAAAAGUGAUGUAAAGUAUUUCGGGCCCAUCAGUCAAAGUCUGAUGAGUGUUGACGUGAGUGGAACAGAAACAAUUCCAAAGGAGACACGAGCCGCUGACUGUACCGAUGCGCACAGCACACUGCCUGAGGAAGGUUGA